AUGGGUUGCGGGAGAUCAAGCCGCACGUUGUUGAUCUGCCGCGUGGCCUUGUCCACACAUCAAAUCAAGGCGAGGAAGGAGCACACAACGGGACUUGCCUUGUUCAUCCCUCAUCAUUCAACACCGCAUACAGUUGUCGAUCACACCAGCCUCCCAACCUCGGAUUUGGACGAGGUCAAAUGCACAUACUCAAACAUUGGCGUCUUCAAUGGCGCCAGAGACGACACCCGCCGCCGCAUGCCAAUGCCUACACUGUUCCAGUCCAUGGCCAAUAGAGGCUAUCUGGCGCCGAACAGAUGGGACGUGGCGUUUUGGUCGAUGGGCGAACGCCGAAGUGAAACGAGCAUGGCACGAGCUCAUGCGGGCCAGCUGGCCGCCAUGCUAUUAUUUACGCGCCGGCCAAGGACUCCAGCUAUUCUUGGCAACAGCAACGAGGCUUUCCGGCCCCUAACACCUCGACGGCUUUGUUCCGUCGUACCUCUGCAGCAUCCUGAUGUCGGCUGUUGGUUUCAAAUGUCCUGA
Messenger RNA from Metarhizium robertsii ARSEF 23, 522 nucleotides. RefSeq lists its product as uncharacterized. The transcript has 2 exons. The record is from RefSeq and is a predicted model, not a curated record. Lineage: Eukaryota; Fungi; Ascomycota; Sordariomycetes; Hypocreales; Clavicipitaceae. The coding region runs from base 1 to 522 and encodes 173 amino acids.